Molecule: messenger RNA, 1665 nt
Organism: Aspergillus tanneri
Lineage: Eukaryota; Fungi; Ascomycota; Eurotiomycetes; Eurotiales; Aspergillaceae
Product: putative MFS multidrug transporter
Exons: 6
Coding region: 1-1665 (554 amino acids)
Biological process (GO): basic amino acid transport; transmembrane transport
Cellular component (GO): fungal-type vacuole membrane
Molecular function (GO): basic amino acid transmembrane transporter activity
Source: RefSeq, a predicted model, not a curated record
AUGGCUGAAGACCACAACCAUAGAGAACAAUCGCCCUCCGAGGAGACGCCGCUCAUUACGCAUGUGUCUCAACCUUUGGAUGAGGUUCCAAAUUCCGUGUCAUUUAUCAGAGGGUCGAUCAUAGUCCUAUCUACGGGGAUGCUACUAUUUAUCCAAACUACCAACAUGUCAAUGAUGACCACGGCCCAGUCUGAUAUUGCGGCAGACUUAGACGCCUUCUCACAGACAACGUGGUUCAAUUCUGCCUAUCUGAUUGCAGUGUCUAGUGUAACUCCCAUCGCCGGGCGACUCUCUCAGAUCUUCAGACCCCGGCUAUAUAUUCUUUUCUCGUGUAUACUUUUGGCUACGGGGCUUUUUAUCACUGCAGUAGCUUCAAGCUUGACUAUCUUUCUUUUUGGACGAGCACUGACUGGAUGCGGUGGCGGCGGCCUCAUGGUCACCGCGAUUAUUUUGACCCUUGAUUUGGCUAGCAACAAGCGCAGAGGUCUCUUUAUUGGCUUGAUCAAUGUUGGGAUGACGACUGGUAUUGCGUCUGGUGCAGUACUCGCAGGUUUGUUGACACCAGCAUAUGGAUGGCGCAUUAUAUUCUGGACCCAAGCACCUCUUGCGUUGAUUUUAGGUCCGAUCCAGUUUUACGCUAUUCCAGAUAAUUUGGGAGACAAAUCUGAACAACUGAGCGAACAUACUUUGCUUCAGAAGCUGGCAAAAGUGGACUAUCUUGGGGCCGUUGCUCUGACAACUUCGGUUUUCUUGCUACUCUAUAGCCUUGCAUCAUCUGAGAUUACCAUUGCUCCGAUACUCUUAUGCCCUGUUGCCUUUGCUGGAUUCCUGUUAAUCGAGGGGAAGUUUGCCUCGGAGCCCAUUAUACCCGUGGAGGUGCUCCGCAUGAGGAGUGUGUUGUUGACAUGUUUGGCGGGCCUUGUAUCAAUGAUGGCACGCUGGUCGGUUCUCUUCUUCUCCCCAGUUUAUGCGCUGGUGGUCCGGAAUUGGUCCCCUGCUUCUGCCGGAUUAAUCCUGGUUCCAACCAACGCUGGUUUUGGGCUAGGUGGCGUUCUGGUGGGAUGGUUACAUAUCCAAGCUUUUACUAACCGUAUUAGUUCCUGCCUUGUUUCAUUCUCGGUCUUUGGGCUGUCGACUUUAGUUCUGACCACUCUUUCCACACCCGAUUCACUCGCUCUCACCUACCUAUUCUUCACAUUCCUGAACGGCCUCUCUAUUGGUGGCCUGAUGAAUUACAGUCUAUCCCACGUCCUUCAUCUCACGAGUGCGGACGUGCACUAUAUUGUGACCGCUCUAUUGGGCAUGUCAAGAGGAUUUGCAGGAAGUUUUGGGUCAGCUAUCGGUGGAGGAUUCUUCCAACGGGAACUAAAGAGAAGACUAGAAAGAGGCUUUGCAGAGCAUGGUUUGCCUGGGAGAGACGAACUCAUCCGAAAGCUGCUGGGAAGCCCUACCCUAGUAGGAAACUUGGCGGGCGCGGAACGAGCAGUUGCUGUCCAGAGCUAUGAGCAGGCUGUAAAGGUACUUUUCCUGGGCAGCUUUAUAAUCAAUUUUGCGGCAGUAGCUGCACAAGCAGGUACAGGCUGGAAACCUUUCGAUGUUAAAGGGAAGAGUCGGGAAGAGAGCCGGCAAGAGGAUUUAGAAGAGCGUAUAGAGAGGGAAGAUUAA